Messenger RNA from Bombyx mandarina (wild silkworm), 3036 nucleotides. It is a transcript of the gene Rcd6, whose product is annotated as Reduction in Cnn dots 6. The record is from RefSeq and is a predicted model, not a curated record. NCBI's taxonomy places the organism in Eukaryota, Metazoa, Arthropoda, Insecta, Lepidoptera, Bombycidae.
AACUCGGCGCGGACGCACGCGUUCCAUAUUCAAACUUCUUACAAUCAUAUUCUUUCGUAAGUCUUACAGUGUUCUUCUAAGGUUCGAUAGUGUAUUAGUGCAGACUGCUGGGAAGUUCAAGGAAUUUUUACAUUGAAGAUCGCUGUCGUAUGAGUGUCACGGAAAAUCAUCUCUACAGUCGCAGAGAUGUAGGUUUCGACAAGUGCAUUCUGGUUCGAAAUAACGUGGGCAUUAAUAAAUCAAAACGACACCAAGUUAUAGUCCAGAACGAAACAGAAAAGAGGUCACUCUAAGGUCAAUCAGAUGAGUUAUGGAUUUACUUUGAUGAAGCUGUCGGAAAUUUUGAAAAAAUGUCGACGAGUAACGAUAUGAGCGAUGUUGACUCACCGAAGCUGAGAAUGAAGCCUGCAGUUAGCAGGAUAUUCUGCUGCAGUGUCACAGCUGCGUCAGGAUUUGUCGCGGCCUAUGCGCUGGUGGCGUACGCGAUCGCGUUGAUCUACGAAAUAGUGUGGGUCGUUGAAUCACAGAGCGGACUACCUAUUCCAUCGGUACUGCUCAUGGUAUGCUACAUCAUCGUCAUAGCCGCCACCGUAACAUUAGUUCAUGGGCUUAUAUCGAAAAACAACAAAUAUCUUCUAGCAUGGUUGAUAGCGGUCAUCUUAGUGCUGAUACCGGAGUGUGCUCUAGUCUUCUAUAUGUCUAUUAGUCAUUGGGGUCUGCAAGGAGUUUAUGGAGGCGCGGAGUUGGCAUGCUACGUGGCACGGCUACCGGCUAUCGUCUGCGGAGUUGUGCUGGUACAGUCGGCCUAUGCGCUGAGAGAAGCCAGGAAAGCGGGCUACGGGAACGGUGCGGCAGUUAGCGGGAGUGAGUUCGACGCCAGCCACUACAUCCCCGAUGCUCCGUCCGCCUUUACAAACGAUGGAUUUUUAUCAGACAACGGUAAAUCAGGGUCGAUGCCAGAUCUGAGACGGCACCUCGCGAGCCGUCAGUCCGCACGUAGCGCGUACGGCCCCCCUCCUCCCGCCUACGGCCCCCCGCCUCCCGCCUACUGGCGCCACCUCGCGGGCGCCGCCAGUCUGCGCGGGUACCCCAAGCCGUACGUCCCACAGCACGGCACCUGGGUCGGGCCCCGGACCAGCCCCUACGACAACCCCUACAAACGCCGCCAUUCCAUCGUCGGCGCGUUUACCACAGACGAAUACCCCUCAAAGAAUUACGAAUACGAGGACAGAGCGGACUGUAAAAGCGAAAUGGCGUAUCCUUAUUAUCGACCUUACGCCUACGACCCAAGGUUGUAUCCGGAAUACGGAUUUUACCCAGAUUAUAAGAGAGAAGAGGCUUCGUACGGUGUUAAUUUGCUUCGGCAUGAUCCUUAUCACUUCAGUGGCUCUAGGGAGAGAGUCUUCUACAACAUGAGGAACAGUCACACGUCAGUUGGCAAUGAAUCCGAUGAUUUGACCAAAUAUAAAGAUGUUGCCUUGUAGAAUAAAACAAGCUUUGGUUUUUCGUUACAAUUUGUGAAUGAUACUAAUGUUUAUUAGGUCUAUUUGUCAAAUAAAUUGUAAGACAGAAAUAAAUUGUUCUAUUCAGAUUAAUUAUUAAUUGUGAAAUAUUCCGUAACUAUGUAUUUUCAGAUGUGUGUGACAUUUGUAUAUUUUCUUUUUCUAGGUAGUUAUUAUUUUAGCCAGGCAAUAUUAAAACAGUAUAAUUAAACCUUCAAUUAUUUAUUUAAGGAUGUGUAUAAAUAUGAUCUGAUGAGUUUAUUUUAAAUAUUUGUAAAGAGAUGUGGAAUGCUGUGUUUUAGUUUUUAGGACAUCGAUUAAAAUAUCAAGUUUGGAAUUUGAUUAUGAUGUUAUACUUUAAUAAAAACAACACAAUUUAUUGAGUAUUUAUUAGGAGAAAAUGUAUCAGCUCUGACAGAUGAUGGGAUCCUGGCUUAAAGGUUCAAAGUGGAAGCAUGCAGACCCUCAGGUUUUGAUUUAUAAUUGGAGAAAAUAUUCUCUAAAGAGCAUAGGCUCAUAAUGAUCAAAAAUAAGACGGUGGGAGUGUCUGGGCUGUGGAAAUGGUUUGUGAAAUAAUAGACGGUAGAUAGAAAGAGAUCUAACUCUGUCUCUCUUUCUUCUCUUUCUGACCAAUUGUUGACUGACAUUAGUCAGUCUUUUUCAGGACACAAUCUAAGGUUGAUAAUUAAUUCAACACGCAAAGAAAUCGGUCGAAAGAGAAAAAUAAAAAUUCGGAUUGAACAUAAUAAAAUUUAAAUAUAUUAUGUACUAAGAGACUUAAAAGUAAGGAAUUGAUCUCUGCCAUGUUUAAAAAAUGACUAUAAAAACCCAAGAAAUAUUUACUAUGGGCUUCAGGAUACUUGUCAUGGUACAACCAUCUUGAAGCGAAUCGAUUUUACGAGCAUCUUUAAUAAACAGAGAUGAUCGUAUUAUUUAAAAAUGCCGCCUUGACGUUUUUAAAUAAUUUAUAAUCAAAAACUUUGGCUUUGCAUUUGGAAUUUUGAUGUAGAAUCGUGGCUAAUGUUUUUUUAUGAUUCUAAACAGUAAAUUAUAGUAUUUUAAAGCACAAAAGUAACAGGGAAGUACUUUAUUAAUGCUUGUUAGAUACUUAACCUUUUUUCGGAGAAAAAAAAAACUCAGAAAGCGCACAUUCUUUGAUCUAGUUUUUAUUGUAUUGAAUUUAUUGCCGCCGAAGGCAAAUGAGUUAGUAGACCAAAGUAGUCUCCAUGCUGUCGCAUAUAAUGCAUGUUAGAUAAACAUUCACACACAACAGUUCAAUCUCUAAUCUAAUAUAUAAAAUAUUUAUAAACCACACACGGCAGCUUACGAAUUUUUUUAUGUAUUAUAAUUUAAGUUAAUUGAACUCUUUGUUAAACUUUUAAAUAAUAAUAUAUAAUGAUUAGUUAAGUUACCUAGUAACCAAAGGUGCAAGUGUAAAUACGUAUGUAUAAGUCUAUGUAGCAAGUACUUAUGAAUUUUUACCUUUUAAAAGAGUCACUAUUUUAUAUUAUGUAUAUUCAAUAAAAAUGUCGUA